CCACUUUCUUCCCGCGCACGCGCGGAGAGUAUUUUCUAAGCUUGCACCUGUGUUGUCCUUGGUCCUAGGGCCGAGGGGAUUAAGAGGUGGUCUAGCCUGGUUCCUUCUGGGUUUAGGGAAAAGGUUAGGUGUUUCACCCCAACUCCACUCGGGGAAAGGCCAAAAAGGCCCAUAAAUAGGUACCGGCAUCUCUUGUUGAGUGACUUCCACAGUCAUGUUAAAGGCUAAAAUUGGGCUUCUUUUGUUCCCUCCAUACCACCUGAAACAACUAAAAGAGACUAAGUUUUUGAGGCAUUCAUGCCAACGCCUUCUUCAUCAACAACUACCCCUACACCCAGAAUGGGUUGCCUUAGCUAAAAAGCAAUUGAAAGGCAAGAAUCCAGAAGAUUUGAUAUGGCACACUCCAGAAGGAAUCUCCAUAAAGCCCUUGUAUUCCAGCAAAGAUACCAAGGAACUACCUGAAGAAUUACCAGGAAUGAAACCAUUUAGUCGUGGGCCAUAUCCCACCAUGUAUACUUUCAGACCAUGGACCAUCCGUCAAUAUGCAGGUUUCAGCACUGUGGAAGAAAGCAAUAAAUUCUAUAAGGACAACAUAAAGGCUGGUCAGCAGGGAUUAUCAGUUGCUUUUGAUCUUGCAACCCAUCGGGGAUAUGAUUCAGAUAACCCACGAGUCUGUGGAGAUGUUGGAAUGGCUGGAGUUGCCAUUGACACUGUGGAAGACACCAAAAUUCUUUUUGAUGGAAUUCCUUUAGAAAAAAUGUCAGUUUCCAUGACAAUGAAUGGAGCAGUUAUCCCAAUUCUCGCAACUUUCAUUGUAACUGGGGAAGAACAAGGAGUACCUCAAGAAAAACUAACUGGUACAAUACAGAAUGACAUAUUAAAGGAGUUCAUGGUCAGAAAUACUUACAUUUUUCCUCCAGAGCCAUCCAUGAGGAUAAUUGCAGACAUCUUUCAAUAUACAGCAAAGCAUAUGCCCAAGUUUAAUUCAAUUUCUAUUAGUGGAUACCAUAUGCAAGAGGCAGGAGCUGAUGCCAUUCUGGAAUUAGCAUAUACUAUAGCUGAUGGUUUAGAAUACUGCAGAACUGGCCUCCAAGCUGGCCUUAGCAUUGAUGAAUUUGCACCAAGAUUAUCUUUCUUCUGGGGAAUUGGAAUGAAUUUUUAUAUGGAAAUAGCAAAAAUGAGAGCUGGGAGACGACUCUGGGCACACUUAGUAGAGAAAAUGUUUAAACCCAAAAACUCUAAAUCUCUUCUUCUGCGAGCACAUUGUCAGACAUCAGGCUGGUCACUUACUGAACAGGAUCCCUACAAUAAUAUUAUUCGUACUACAAUAGAAGCAAUGGCAGCAGUGUUUGGAGGGACCCAGUCCUUGCAUACAAAUUCAUUCGAUGAAGCCUUAGGUUUGCCAACAGUAAAAAGUGCUCGAAUUGCCAGAAACACUCAGAUCAUAAUUCAGGAAGAAUCUGGGAUUCCCAAAGUAGCUGAUCCAUGGGGAGGUUCAUAUAUGAUGGAAUCUCUCACAAAUGAAGUCUAUAAUGCUGCUUUGAAGCUUAUUAAUGAAAUUGAAGAAAUGGGUGGAAUGGCCAAAGCUGUAGCUGAAGGAAUCCCUAAACUUCGAAUUGAAGAAUGUGCUGCUCGGAGGCAAGCCAGGAUAGAUUCUGGAUCUGAAGUAAUUGUUGGUGUAAAUAAAUACCAGUUAGAAAAAGAAGAGCCUGUUGAUGUUCUGUCCAUUGAUAAUACUUCAGUUCGUAACAAGCAAAUUGAAAAACUUAAAAAGGUGAAAGCCAACAGAGAUCAAGAGGCAGCUAAAAAAUGUCUUGCUGCAAUCACUGCUUGUGCUGCCACUGGGGAAGGAAACCUCCUGCAUCUUGCAGUAGAGGCAGCCCGAGCAAGAUGUACAGUUGGAGAAAUAACAGAUGCAAUGAAAAAAGUGUUUGGUGAACAUAAAGCUAAUGAUCGAAUGGUGAGUGGAGCAUACCGCCAGGAAUUUGGAGAAAAUGAAGAAAUAACUUUUGCUGUUAAUAGGGUCCAGAAGUUUAUGGAAUGUGAAGGGCGUAGACCUCGUCUUCUUGUGGCAAAAAUGGGACAAGAUGGCCAUGAUAGAGGAGCAAAAGUUAUUGCUACAGGCUUUGCUGAUCUUGGCUUCGAUGUGGAUAUAGGUCCACUUUUUCAGACUCCUCAAGAAGUGGCUCAGCAGGCUGUGGAUGCAGAUGUCCAUGUUGUAGGUGUGAGUACAUUAGCAGCAGGUCACAAAACUCUGGUUCCAGAUCUCAUGAAAGAGCUGACUGCUCUUGGACGGCCAGAUAUUCUUAUAGUAUGUGGAGGAGUCAUACCACCUCAGGAUUAUGAAUUUCUGUACAGCAUUGGUGUUGCCAAUGUAUUUGGUCCAGGAACUCGAAUUCCAAAGGCUGCAGUUCAAGUACUUGAAGAUAUUGAGAAAUCCUUGGAAAAGAAGCAAGAAUCCAUAUAAUAUCAAAUGUUUGUUCUUAUUUUCUUGUCAAAUUUCUAUUAACUUUUGACUAAUGAAAAGAAAAAAAUUCACAUCUAAAAAUGAUUUAUACUA
Molecule: messenger RNA, 2560 nt
Organism: Sarcophilus harrisii (Tasmanian devil)
Lineage: Eukaryota; Metazoa; Chordata; Mammalia; Dasyuromorphia; Dasyuridae
Gene: MMUT
Product: methylmalonyl-CoA mutase
Exons: 13
Coding region: 215-2467 (750 amino acids)
Cellular component (GO): mitochondrion
Molecular function (GO): metal ion binding; methylmalonyl-CoA mutase activity; cobalamin binding
Source: RefSeq, a predicted model, not a curated record